Mya arenaria is the source of this 3745-nucleotide messenger RNA. Its product is annotated as serum paraoxonase/arylesterase 2-like. The coding region runs from base 67 to 1167 and encodes 366 amino acids. Gene Ontology annotation, molecular function: arylesterase activity. The record is from RefSeq and is a predicted model, not a curated record. The transcript is spliced from 9 exons. Lineage: Eukaryota; Metazoa; Mollusca; Bivalvia; Myida; Myidae.
GUCAGUCGGGAGCUUGAUUCGUACCAAUUUUUCGUGUUUUGUCAUUUCUUUCGAUAUAAGACGAACAUGUACAUCCAGAUCGUCAUUGUUAGUAUUUCACUCUUGUUUCUUCAACAUGCAAUUCGCAUUGCGUACAUCAUGGGAUAUCAUGUGACAGUGCACAAUCACACCCCUGGACGAUGUUCAGUUGUUCCUGGAGUAGACCAUGGAGCUGAAGAUAUGGAAACCCUGGCUGAUGGUAGAGCCUUCAUUACCUCGGGAUUUCAAUGGCCGUUAUCUUCAAAACAUUUCAAACAGCUGUAUAAGGAUCAAGGUCGAAAGGGGAAGGUACUCUUGUUUGACUUCAACAAGCCAGAAAGCGGAGUUACGGAACUUGCCAUGGACCCACAGUUUGAUGGGGAAAAUUUCCAUCCACAUGGAAUUAGCGUACUCCAGGAUCCAGACUCAGGGAAAAUUUUCCUGUUCAUUGUGAACCACCCGGAAGGAAAAGAUACAGUUGAGAAAUUUGAAUUUAUCCAAGAAAAACUGGCUCUUGAACAUAUUGAGACCUUCUCUGAUUCAACAUUUAGAGUGUUAAAUGAUGUUGCAGCCACAAGCGAAAACAGUUUUUAUGUCACCAACUAUGUACACAGUAAAUCAUCCUCCCUCUCAUUCAUUGAAAUAAUCCUCCUUCUACCCUGGGGAAGCGUGGUGUAUUACGAUGGUGCCAACUACAAUGUUGUUGCUGACAGCUUGGUCAUACCCAAUGGAAUCUUGCUGUCAAAAGAUAAAAGGUAUGUUUACUUGGCGAAUAACUUUUUUGCAUCAAUCAGCAUUUUUGAAAGAGAUGAGGAUGAUAGACUCACAAUAUUACAGGAGUUCCCCAUACAUUCCUACCCAGACAACUUGUCACUGGAACCGAAGACAGGAAACCUUCUGAUUGGUUCCAUACCUGUCGUUUAUAUGAUGAUCAAACAUAUGGAGGCUCCGGAUGUAGAUAUGGCUCCCAGCAAGGUGCUGUAUAUAAACAUGGACAAUGCCACCACAGUGGGAGAGAUUACAGACCUGUACACUAACGACGGUCGACAAAUAUCAGGGUGCUCGUCAGCGACAAUUUACGACAACAAAAUGUUGAUGGGUUCGGUUGUCGAUAGACUGGUGUACUGUGAUGUAAGGACAUGGGAAUAAUGUGAUAGGAAAUCGAAAGCAUGUGCUAAUUUUUGAGAAUAAAAUGAUGAUGCUCAGUUAUCGAUGUAUUCCCUGUGUUCAGUUAAAGAUGCACUCCUACUCACAAAUAAGAUUUACCACAAUUAAUAAUAUUGUUUUAAUAUUCCAAAAUGGAUGAAUAAAUAUCAAAAACAAUGGUUUUUCUGUAGGAUACAAAGUUGAAUUUGAAAGAAAUGUGCAUAAAACACAGUAUUGCUACCUUUUGAGACUAUAGUAGAUCACGGUAAAUGAUUCAGUAUUCACCAACAAAUAAUAUUUUUGCGCUUUCAGCAUUAUUUAGUAAGUAAUUAAAGGUUUAUCAGUCAAAAUUGAUGUUUGUUUUACUGUGUUUGUAUUGGUUUUGAAUAAGAGUGUCAUUUUAAAGUUCUUUCCCUUAGCUGUUACCUGUUUUGUAUCCCUGUUAUAUUAAUGUAGCAUAUACACAGCAUGCAGGGAACCAAAUCACAAAACUUCAGCUAUCAUCAGCAAAUGUUAGCUUUAACUGAACACAGGGCUAGUGUGAUAUGAAAUUCCAAAUAUUAUAUAUCCAAUCUUAUAAGAAAUUUUACGCUGACCAUUGCUAUGAAUGAAAAAUGUAAUGCUUUUGAAAUGCAAUAAGAAUAAUUAAAGUGGUGCUCUACAGAUAUAAUAUGCAAAUGUGGUUACUUUAUGUCACAUUUAAAACCUGAAAUAAUUGUUAUCUUAUUCUAAUCAUUUAAUUUUUGAAGAACCAUUUUGGACUUACAUUAAAUUUAUGUAUAACUAUAAUGGACUGUUAGUCUGGGUUUUUAGCUCUACUGGCCAAAGGCCAGAAGAGCUUAUGCGAUGGUAAUGUGUACGUAGUAUGUGCAUCCGUGCGUCCGUGCGGUCGUUAGUCCGUGCGGUCGUGCGUCUGUAAACAAUUGCUUGUGAACACGAUACAGUCUUCAGUUUUGAUUGUAUCUCGAUGAAACUUGUACAGUAUCUAGAUAUCCAUUAGAGCUCGAAAACCAGCCAGAUCCGCCCAUGCAUGCCUAGAUUAUGGCCCUUGAUAGUAUAAAAAAAUGCUAUUGUGUAAACAAUUGGUUGUGAACACGAUACAGUCUUCAGUUUUGAUUAUAUCUCGAUGAAACUUGUACAGUAUCUAGAUAUCCAUUAGAGCUUGGUUCCUUUCGAAAACCAGCAAGAUCCGCCCAUGAAUGCCUAGAUUAUGGGCCAUGAAAGUUUUAAAGAAAUGCUUUCUAUUUUUAGCCAGGUCUGCAUGAGCGAAUUCUAUUUUUAGCCAAGUUUACAUGUAUAUGUUAAUUCAAGUCUAGAGUUAAGGGAGACAAUUUGCAAGUCUAGGCUUUUGAGAGACAAUUUGCUUUUUGCUUCUGCAGUUGAUUUUGUGAAUUACUCUGCCUUGUUCUUGUUGAAAGCCCAAAGGCCAUUUUUUAGCUUUAAGUUCUGUAGUUUGCGCAUUCAUCUUAACAAAAUUGGUUGUGAAUGUUUAAGUUAUGCACCUGGUGUCAUUACUGGCCACACCCAGGGUUCACAGGUUUGGUAAACAUAAAUCUGGAAAGGUUUGAAAAUCUUUUUGUGUGUUCGUGCAUCCAUCUCAGCACAAUUGAUUGUGAAUGUUUGUUCAAAUUGAUCAAUGUUGUCCUAGGAUGCCCUUGACUUUGACCUUUUGACCAACUUUUUUUAACUUUUAAAACUACAGAAAAUUUUACUAUGAGUACAGUUUUGAAAGCAUUUUUUUUUUGUCAGAUGACUUUUACUUGGCACAUAUUAAAAUAGUUCAUGCAACUAAUCUGCUUACAAUACUUUCUGGGCUCAGAUGUUGAACGUGCUACGUUUUCAGGUAACCCAAACACAAAACAUAAACUAUAUGUCUGUUGCCUUUUACCCAUACAUACAUGCUCUGGAUUGAUAUGACCACAAAAGCCAUGCCAGUAGAGCAUGGGCCCAUUUGGGCCUCUUGUUUUAUCUAGGCAUCCCACAAAUGGGAGAUUUUCCAACAUCAUGCAGAUUUCCCAUUUUGACAUGUAACAUGUAACUCUGGCAUUAGGAUUUGUAUUCCCCAUUUAAGGCGCACUAUAUAGGUUGAUGAAAAAAACAAAAAAUCUUUAAAAUGUAUUUUUAGGUUUUACUUAUUUGAUUUUUAUGAUAAUAAACAUAAGAUUUAAGUACAGAUAAAAACAAUAUUAGCUUUUAUAAAUGUGUUCUCAUUUUAUAAAUAGCUACAUGGUCUAAAAUUGUCAAGUAAAAAAGUGCCAAAAUAUUGCUAAUAUGUUUUAAUCUGUAUCAAAAUAAUCAGCAUUUUGAUUAUCAUUAAAAUGAAAAAUGUUAGACAUGAUAAUUCAUGAAAAAAAUAAUAAAAUUGUAUCAACCUAUAUUCAAUUGUAGGCCUUUAAGGGUUUUAGGGAUUAAAGAUGCACUCUUACACCUUAAAUAAGAUUUACCACAAUUAAUACUAUUGUUUUUAAAUUAAAUACCUAAAAGAAUGGUUCUUAUGAAGAUACCGAGUUAAUUUUGAAAAAAAAGUUGCAGAAAUCACAAUAUUUCUACCUUAUGAGACGAUAGUAGACCAUAGUAAAUC